CUUAACUGGUUCUGCUAGUAUUUGUAGAAAUAAACUACAAUUGGCUUUGAAUAACUGGGAACCUUAAGACCUGCUGGCAGUAACUACUCAUCUUGUAGCUCCUUCCGAUGUUGGAAAAACACAGAUUUUGUUUUCUCAAAGGACAAGUGCUUUACAAGACUAUGGGACUGAAAAAACACUGUUACAGAGGGAGUUUAAUUUGUCUGCAAUAAUCAUAUUUCAUUCUUGCAGUGUGGACGUGCGUUUUGAAAUGUAUCUUCAGAGCAGUAUCUCCCACAGGUGAAUUUCCAUCUCGCUACUACUAAAUCUUGCUACAUUUGUAAUCAAUCUACACACCAGUUCGAUUACACACUGAUGAAAGUCUUUCAACGCACCCACCCUGUAACACUGUCCUUUAUCUGCUGUCUUGCACUGAAAUACUUCUCAGGAACAUCUCCUGGGUUGUCUGCUUGUGAAAUAUCUGCAUCUUGUAUCCUCUUCAGUCCUUCAUCAGUGUAUAAAGGCUCUUUGUGAUCCUUUCCAGGAGCAGCUGUCAGUGGUGUGACUCCCAAAGCUACUACAACAAGGAAGUUGUGGGAGACGUCUGAUACUCAAGGACUCUGCUCAUUCAUACAUGGUAAUAGGACGUCAGAAGCUGCAGGAUCCCAAGGUGACCUCGGGUUUGCAUGCGUGAGAAUAUGUUUGUGAUUUUGUGCAUGUAUGUGAGGGAUACAGCUGGGAAUAUUUUAAACACCUGGUUGUGUGAACAGCACUCACAAAGAGACUAAACACAUAUAAAUUGCAUUUUGUUAUUAUUUCAUGUGAUUUUUCCCAAUUCUUCUCACCAUGACAUCUCAGUCUCCCCUCUGAACCCUGAGCCCUUAAGGACUUCAUGACCUUAUCUGGAAAGAGAUUUCUUGAGGCUGCAUACAGUCAUAACAAAAAGUAGUUUUUAAUUUGAAUUAAUAUUUCUGAAAAGUUACAUGAAACGCAAAGUAAUUUGUUCAAGCUUCAUCCCUGUUGACAUAUGUAAGUCAAUAUAGAGGCAUUAUUGAUUUUCAUGCUGCAGUAUGAAAAAAACCCUUUUGAAAGGACAUAAAUCUGGUUUAAUUUCACCAUAUAACAUAUUUUUGUAAGUGUCACUGUUUUGCCUUCAAAGCUCCUUAUUUACUGUCGUUUUGACCAUUUCUGUGCCAUAGUAUUUCUUUCCCCUCCACAGUUACAUGCCUCCCUUGGGAAUCCUGUAAUCACAUCACAGUGCUAUGAACUGAGGGUGAUUCUUCCCUCAUACAAAGUCUGCAGAGACGCCCACAUAUGGUGCUUAAGAACAGUAUACAAUAUAAGAACAUAUUUGAUAGAACAGUCAAACGGGCCUCACAAUCACCAUCACUGUAUAUACAACAAAGAGUCUCAGGGCAUAGUAUCAAUCAAUCAGUCUUCAUUUGUAUCGCAUUUUUCAUACACGACCAUGUAGCACAAAGUGCUUUACACAGAAAAAGGAAUAAAAGAAACAAAGAAUACCCCAAUGUACCCCAGCGCAACCCCUAAUUCCCACCCUGCAAUCUAAAUGCAACAGAAACACUAUUAAAAUGCAACUUAUAAAGGGCUUGAUUCAGUGGAAACAGGAAUGUGAGCACUGAGGAAAUGCCAUUUUAAAACUCAAGAUAAGGAAACACUGGAGGUUUGGGUUAAACUCUAAAAACAAAGUAAUGUAGAAUGAAACUUAAAUAAUAAUAAAUAAAAUGAAAUAAAAACAAUAGUAAAAGAUACUAAAAUAAGAGCACCAAAAUAGCUCAAUAAUAGAGGAUCCUAUCAUCAAAACUAGAAAGAGACAAAUGCCAAAACACUUAAACAAAGUUGAUGAUAUAAAAUGUAGUUAAAAGCAAGACUAAAAAGUGCAUUCAAGCAACAACAGUGAAGUGCAUCUGAGCUCUGUUAUACCCAUACAUGCUUGUUUGUAAUGCAUGUGCAAGCCUGGUAGACAUACUUCAGUUGGGUAAAUAGCUGCAUAAAAGCAAAAAAAGAGAUAGGCUUUAAAAGACAAAUUUUAAAAUAAGAUAAAGUCAUGAAGUUAAAGACACAAAGACAGAGAGGUCAAAAAGCAACAGCAGUUCAUGUCUAACAGGUGUUCAUUUGCAUAUAAAGCUCUAAAUUGGUGCUGUCAUAUUCUGACAGUGGUCCAGCACUAAAGAGUUGAGACCUGACUGUAAUUUAAGACCACAGAUAGAGAUCUUCCCCCGCGCUGUCGGGACCUGUUGAGCAUCUUAAUGCGAGGGCGUGACACAUAUUUGUGUUUUGAUGCUCAGAUAGGUUACUGAGAGCAAAUACUGUUUUAGACUUAUGAAUGGUUUGUAAAGCUUUUGGGUCCUUGACAGACAAUGAUAAAACAGUACUUUUUUUGAUUGCCACUUUAAAUUGGUGACAGAAUUUGCAUUCCUUAUAGACUCGGCCAGAAGGUCCCAACCUUGAUUGAUUGAAAUUUGAGAAGAAUUUCAGAAAAAGUGCCUAUGAAAGAGCUAAAAAAAACUGAUGUUGGCUUGUUCCAAACUAUUAGGGGCCCUAAGUAAAAUAAUGUAAUAAUUUAUUAAAACUUACUUUUUCUGCAGUUCUACUAAACCUACAUCUUCACUCCACACUGACCUUGUCAGUUUGUAUUAGUUGUAAAAGAAAGCAUUGCAAAGUCUUGUAUCAGCUUGUACCAAAGAUUCCUGAGGUGCUGUUGAUGAAAUAUGGUUUGAUAUCCAUUGCAGCAGAUAAACUGUGUAUUUUGGGCUGCAUGGGAAAGUUUGGUUGUGACCCAGCCCAGGGUUCAGCAAAGGCUUAGAGGAGAGGGAUCAUGAGGACUCAAAGUUACCAUUCCUUGCAUGCCUGUGGACCUCUCUGGCUCACACAACCAUCAAUGUUGCCAAGCAUUUAGCUCCAGGCUUUCAGAUAUUGCCAUCACCUGCAGUACCAAUCAUAGCUUUGUGUUACAUUUUCCCUCCAGAUCCCGUCCUUGAAUGAUGACUGCAGGAUAAUAAUAUUGGUAUUAUUUUUAUCGGCUGAGAUUUCUGCCAUAAAUAGAACAGAAAAAUAUGGGAUUUGUAAUCAUCAGCACUAUUGAAGGAGGAAUAAACAGCUUGUUUUGAAUAUUUUUAUGGACUACUAUCCAAAACAUGUGAAAAAAAAAGUUUUUUUGAGAAGUGAAUUUCAAAUAGUGACCUAGAGUUAAUAUACAUGAAAAAAUGAAAAAUCUUCUUUUUUUUAUUUCUAACAAGUUUUAAAACUGUAUAUCUUGUGUAUUUUCAUAAUUACUUUCUAUUAGUACUUUUAUAAUUUUAUCAUCUGCCUUAUUUUUCAAGGACUAUCUAAUUCAUAUAUAAGUGGUGGCUCUGGUUUAGCAGUCUAUCUACCUAUCUAUCUAUCUAUUUAUUUUCUUUAGUAUUUUUCUUUAUUUAGUUUUUGCUUUGUCCCUUCGUUCUGUCACAUUGUUCUUUUUACUUUUAUUAGUCAGUAUUAUUUUUUUCAAAUGUUAUCUGUUUCAUAUAACUCCCCAAAACAAGCACUUAUAUAUAGGCAUACAUACACACACAAAAAGUUAAACUGUUAUCCUAGCUUGAUUCUGUCUUGUCCUGUCUCCCCCAUCUGCUUUUAGUUUGCUGUCCCUCACCUGUCAUGACCUGUAAUUAAAAAAAAAAAAAAAAGCAGCCUCUGAUGUCAGCGUGUGAAUGCAGUGUGAAUGGGUGAAUGUGACAAAACAUAAACAUAAUUCAUUUACCAUUUAAAAGUCUUACCUUGAGCCUUAGGCCUGGCUAACAAGCUAUCUAGUUUAAGUUUUUAAGACAAUAAAAAUUUACUCUCUAAGGAAAUUCAGAAACAGAAGCAAGACUCAACAGCAUGGUGAAAGACGGAAUAAAAUGCAGAAGGAAAAAUAUCAAGAAUGCAUAAAAGCAUUUCUUCAGGGGGAGUUUUUUAACAGAGGAUUUAAAAGACUCUUAAAGGGAUAGUGAUUAUAACUUCAAGGAAAUGAUAAAGCAAUGAUCAUUAAUGUUCUUCCUUGAACUGCGUCCCCCUGCUGCAGUCUGUAAUGGACUGGCCCGAGGUCUCGCUACAAACAAGCGGCUGCUGGAAGAGUGUGGGAGAGUUGUGUUUAGUUUCUUUGCUAAAGAAAUCAGGCAAAGCUAAAAAGAUGUUUAGUGCUGUGGCUGGGACCCUAUAUGUACUGUUGAUGAAGUUAGGUGCUGUUCUGAGCAUUAUUUGUGGCUAUAGAGUGGCGUUUUAGUUGAGAUUUGUUUAUGGCUCCUUAGACCGCUGUGUAUUGCUAUCGUGCGGUCGUUACUAAAGUUGGUAUAACUAGAGAAGCAAGCAGUCAGCAACGUUCAUCUCUCGAGGGGGUGUCUAACUCGGCGUUACGGUGUGUUUGACCCUAACUUAAUUUUACGGCAGAAUAUCCCUUAAAGUUGUGGAUUGUCCCCUGAUUAUCAGAGGGAAGUUCAACAGUCUGGAGGCCUUAACGUCAAAGUUCAUCUUUGGUUACAAGUAUGGGUUUUCAGUUCAAUCGGACAAGCUGCACCUGCUGACUUAAAGGCCAGUGCAUGCAUUUUUGCAAUUUAGAUACAAAAACAUAAAGGCACCUCAGCACCUAUAUCUGAAAGUUUAAAGAUAGAGCGUUCACCUCUGUUUAAAGAUCAUAAACAACCUUCAAAAGGGCUGCGUCAUCACUUUCAAAGACAACACCUUACAUAACAAUCUUCACAGACGUAAAACUGAGGGUUUUUUUAAGUUUGGGAAGCUCCAAGUGGUUUCCCACACUAUCUCGAGGUUAAAUGAAUCAAUGCAUCUUUUGUUCCACAAGUGUCCCAACUUAAAACUUAAUAAAAUAUGUCAUCGAGUGAUAGCGUAUGCCCAUAUACCUCCCUCCUCUCAUUCCUUUCUGUUUAUCUGAAGUCUAUUGGGUUCUUUCUUUCCCCACCGGAUCACCCUCCCGUAUUCUUUCACACAAACCAGUGGACAAGACAACAAUGUUAAGUAUCUCAAGGCCAAGCUGGGGUACAGACUGAUAAAAACCCAGGUUCCCAAGCCCUGACAAACAGUACCUAGAGAGCAUCACUGACUGGUCACUUGUUCCUCCUCCUAGAGCCGCAGAGCUAACCUCAGCUUAACAUUUUGACCUGUUCAUCUACAGAUCGACCGUCCAUCUCAAACACCAUGACCUUCGCCUUUAUUGUCAUGACAGUGCUUCUGGGCUCCUCAAUGGCGAUUGCAUUUGUCUUGCAGCCAUCAAGAGAAGAACCUACAGCCUCUGCGAACACUCCUGUUUCCCAUCAUAGGUAAGUGUUUGAUUGAAUUGUACCAAAUAUGCAACAUUGUCUUUUUAAGUGGCAUGUCUACAUAUGUAAGGGGUAUUUGAUAUGCUAUGUUUGAAAUGCAUCCAGAUAUCUGUGAAGUAGCUGCACAGAGCAUUCAGUAGGCAUGCUGUCAAAGGAUGUCAUUAUGUCUCUAUAUUUUUGCUGAGUCAUUUUUAGUCAUUUCAACUACUUAAAUGAUGUUUGCAAUUUGAUAUCAGGUGCCAGGCUGAGUCAAUGCAGUCCAUCAGGAAAGGUCUCCUCAGGGCCCUCAACCUGCAGAUUGAGCCACGACUGCCAGGCGGUGGGUCGGGCAGGGUCAUGGACCAGUGGAGGACCACCUUCAGCAACAUUGCUCAUGGAGCCAGGGAUGCUGCUGGUACGUGGAAAAACAGAAGUUUUAGAAAACUGCUGCAGUUCUUAACUUCAUACUUUUUACUUCUGUGUAACUGUGGGUCUUUUUUAGCUCCAGCCACCUCUGAUAACUCUGUGUCACCUGAUGUUGGAAACAGCACAAGCCCAAGAUGCUGCACCAUGACCUCUGAGAUCUUCAUGAAAGGUAUACCACACUUUUUUUGUGUUUGUGUGAACUGUGCAUGCACAACAACAUUCACCAUUUAUGUAUAUCUAUAUUAUAAAGAGUAAGGAUAGAAAUGCACAUAAUACUAUUUCUUAUACUCCCCAGAUUUGGGCUGGGAGAGCUGGGUGAUCCUCCCUGUCAGCGUAACCAUCGUUCAGUGUGCACUCUGCAGCCCUGAAGGAAACGUUGUGCAGUGCCCAUCGUCCCACUCCAGCAUGCAGAACACCGACUCACAGGUAUAAAAGCAGUUACCUUGAAUACCACUUAUGUACAGAGCUGAAGGAGUGGUUCUGUACAUUUAAAGAUGCUAUGAGUGUAUGUGAGUAUUGUAAUUGUUUUCAAGUAAAAUACUCACAUUAGUAAAAGAUAGUUGUAUCAUCCAAAUUUACUCAUUAUGUAAUAAGCUAAAGUAUGCAUUCUGCAGCAAAAAGCACUUGUUUAGAUUGGACUAUGACUACAGUGGUGGUGUUAAACUACAUUUUUAAAAUGCAUUGAUAAUAUUGAGUAUUAGAAGCUUUUUCAAUGAGGAAAAUGGUCAUAUUUAUUUUCUUCUUCUGUGACAUGCCUUCGACUGCCACGUUAGUUGGCCUUAAAAGAGAAAUGUUUAACAACCAAAAUACAUGUAAAAAGUUCUAUAAAAAAGAAGUGCACUUCUCCAACCUUUUUUUGUCUUCUUUUCCAUCUCUAUGCCAUGGGUCGGCAUCUUUAGCACGUAGCUUAGUUUACUCAGUGAGUCCUGGAAACAGCUGCCAAAAGAUAAGUCUGUUUUUUUUUUCUCCCUCUGCCAACAAAAACCUUUGCCUGACACAAGCCAAGGCACUCCCUAAAGCUGUUCCACCAGAAAGGAAUGCAAUGUGGCAGCAGAUGUGUAUUUUGGAAACAGCAGAUGGUGUAACUAAGGCAAAAGACUUGAAUUACUUAAUCAAAGGGAACAACUGUGAAGGAAAUAUUACUUUAUUUAACAUUUGUAUCAAACCAGAUUUGAAAGACUGUAAUAUUUACUUUGUGUCCCUGAUUAAGACCAAAUUAUAUUCAUUUUACUUUUUUUUUUUACAUGCAACACCAUCACCAACAGAGCUUUUCUGCAGUCCAUCACUUAAUCAGUUCAUCCACUACAUACUACAAUAACUAACUUUAAAUCAUAAAAUACAUCAUAUAAAAUCUGUUUUGUUUUUUGCAAUCUCUUACAGUAUGAAUAUCAGCUAUUAGACCAUGUCUGACUCCUUCUCUCUUUGUGCAGGUGCCAUGUUGUCAGCCAGCCUCCCAGGAAAGCAUUCCGGUCCUCUAUGUGGAUGAAUCUGCCACUGUGGUCCUUUCUUCCAUGCUGCUGACCAGCAGCUGCAGCUGCAGACAUGGUGACCUCCAGCAGCCUGGCCAAGAGUAAAGUUUAAUCUUUUUCCCCUGACUAUGUAGCACUUCAUUACAAACUACAUAAUAUGUAGGUUUGUUGUUUUUCACCAACUCCUACAGUGAUUUGUUUGAGUCUUUCUUUUGAUUCUUGGUGUUGUCUCAGAUCCUUACGAAACCAAACCAAAGUAAAAUGGCUCUAAAGAAAACACAGUUGUAUAUUCUUGCCUCUCUGUUCAGGUCAAAUGAUUCAAGAGCCACCAGAGGAGGCAUCAUUAAACCGACCACUAACCAUUUCAGGGUUAAAACCUAAAACAUUGAAACUAAUGUGAAGUUAAUAAACACAAACUGUAAUCCACAUUCUUGUGCUGCUGCAUUUUGUCAGAAUUUUCCAAAACUUAAGCUUUGACAUGUUUUUCAGAGAGAGAAAGCGAGAGAGAAAAAAACUGCUUUUCUUUCAUUGAGGUCAGGUAUUUCUCUCGCACCAAGAGCUGGAUGUGAAGUGAAGCUGACACUGGUGUGAUAAAUGCUGCCAGUUUAUCUUUAGAUAAAUCUCAUGAGUACACAGAGCUAUUUAAAGCUACUAAAUGUUACGGAGUGUUCCCUCCAAAAAUGUGAGACUGUCAGGAGCCAGAUCCUCUGACAGGCAAGUUAUCCAGCCACUGCUUCCUCUUAUGGGUGAAGAAUCUUAUUUCAUCACUAGAGACAAACACAGGUCAGACAACUUUUAACAGACAACAAAUCUUACGAAAUAAUUAUGUUGAUUUCAGACUGAAAGUAAGAGGAGAGGGUUGUUUUGACUGCAUACUUCUGUAUAUAACAUUUUAGUGCUUCACAGUGAUUUUUAAGGAUUUUCAGUAAAAUAUUUUUAACACAAAUUAAAGCUAAACAGAAUAAACCCGUCUUUGUUCAUAUUUACAGCUGAAUGCAGAGAUCCAGAUUUGUAUUUUAUGUCUGUUUGUUAUUUUUUCUUUAAACAGUAAAAUCAUGUCUAAAUCUUGAACUUUGUACUCUGUUUGUAAACCUUCAACAGCAGUUGUCCUUUUGACUAAGCCUCAUGAUUGAAAGCAGUUCUCAGUCUCAGUCACGAUUUCUUGUGUUUUAAUCAUUUAGUAUAUAUAUACUGUAUAUGUUAGUAUAAAUAGUUGUUUUGUUUUUCUUGUACCCAACUUACAGUUACCUCACUCUUCUCUUAUUCAAGUUUUUUUUUUUUUACACAAGUGCACAUCAGCCUCUAAAAUAAAACC
Messenger RNA from Xyrichtys novacula (pearly razorfish), 8477 nucleotides. The record is from the annotation of a GenBank genome assembly. NCBI's taxonomy places the organism in Eukaryota, Metazoa, Chordata, Actinopteri, Labriformes, Labridae.